Dreissena polymorpha is the source of this 1501-nucleotide messenger RNA. RefSeq lists its product as uncharacterized. NCBI's taxonomy places the organism in Eukaryota, Metazoa, Mollusca, Bivalvia, Myida, Dreissenidae. The coding region runs from base 395 to 1501 and encodes 368 amino acids. The record is from RefSeq and is a predicted model, not a curated record. The transcript is spliced from 13 exons.
UUUAAAUGAAUGUUUUACUGCCCAUGACUUCAAAGCGAAGCGGAAGAGAAUUACACGGCGGUAUAUAAAUCUGCGAGUGAUUAUGCAUAUUGUCAUACAUUGGACGUCGUCGACUGAACUUGCUGCAUAUCUGUUUCGCCCCGCAUCUCUGGGAUAUAGGAGUCGUUAGAAGUUAACAGAUCGCAAAGUCGGAGCCGCACCGCACCCGAUUGAGGUCACCAGAUUACACAGUUGACGGUUGCAUAUCGUUUUCUCCUCGAACAAAUAUCAGCGUUGAAAGGUCAUAAUCUGGGAUUGAAACUCAGCUUAUGUGCAUCUCUAAAGGUUAGCAACGUGGGUUCGAAUCAUAGGCAACAAUAUUAUUACAUAAAUUUCAACUGAAGCUCUAUCAAAUAUGAAAACGUUGUUGCUGCUACUGUUGUGCCUCGUGGCUGGUGGGCGCUUGCGGGCGAUGAGUGUCACUUCCGGGCCGAUGCAGAUUGAUUCAAUGGAUGCACACGUUAUAGGUGACCCGACAUGCAAGCCCGGUCAAUGUAAAAUCUGCAAAAUAUACCAAGGGUUGGAAGAAUGCCUGGUUGCCACCAUCGGCAAAGCAAACACCAUCCACCUGGCGUUCGUAACCAGUGGUGACACACUAGUGGAGGGAGACAUAACUGCCUCUUCUCACGGCCCAAUCUGUGCGGAUCAUGUCCCGGGUAUAGAACAACUGUGUAUGAUCCCCAGUAACGUUGACAUGACCAACUACAAAGCAUGCGUUGUUGUUUCCGUCAAGUUGAAUGGCCAAACGUACAAGGAUCCCUAUGGAUGCUUUCAAAUCCCGAACACAAGCUCGUUCAAUUUGGGAGAAUUAUUUUCAAGUGAUGGGAUGGUGACCUCGGCCCCCAGUGAUGAUACGAUAUGCAAACCCGGUGAAUGUCAAGUUUGCACGUAUUCUAAUGGAAGUGAAGUAUGCCUGGUUGCCACUGUCACUAAUCCAGACACCAUCCAUCUGGCGUUAGUAACCAGUGGUUACACACUGGCGGAGGGAGACAUCACGGCCUCCUCUCACAAUCCUAUCUGCGUGGACAAUGUCCCAGGUACCUCCAUACAGCAACUGUGUCUCAUCCCCAGUAAAGUUGAUAUGACCAGCUUCAAGGCGUGUGUGGACUUAUCCAUUAAGUUAUGGACAGGUCAGAUAUAUACUGAACCCAUCGGCUGUUUCCAAAUCCCGAAACCAAGCUUAAGUUAUCUGCAAGACUUGCUUAUAGAUGCUUUCCGAGCAGACGCCAUCAGUGUUGACCAGGAAGAUGACACUUUUGACUUCGCCAUUGGAGAUGACGACGGCACUGUUGACGAUGACCCCGCUGGUGUGGAUGACGGGAAAACGAUAUGUCACAGAGGAAUGUGUAAAAUAUGCCACCAUUACCAGAAUAAGAAAGCCUGUGUGAUUGCCAAGCAACCAAGAGAGGAAUGGGUUUGGGACUGGUUUGUCAACCACCACAUCCUCCUGAAGGGAAACUGA